CCGCGCAGGCUUCCGUUGGCACCAAGAGCGAAAGGACCUGCUCGCUGCCACAGCCUGAGAGCAUCUUUUCUCUGCUUUCUUAUCAUCCUCACCAAAACACAGCGCGAUGACGGGAAAUCACGAGCACAGCAUAUCCCUGCUCCCCGGUUUGCGGUAGAAUAUCGUUUCGGGUUACGUUAGCCGUUCGGCUAGCGUAAAUGCUGCUAAACAUGAGGCUUUUUCCCUGAUGAGGAGCAGACAUAAUAGCCUGUCUGUGGAAGAAUAUAGUUACCCUGAGCAGAGUCGAGCUGGGCUGAGCCUCUAGCUUUUAGUGUGCUUUUUUGUGCGCGUUUAAUGCAACAUUUUGGUCCAACUAAACGCCUACUGAGAGUUGCUUUAUGUGAACCUUUCAUCGGCUGAUGUGACUGAAUCCAGCGGUGCUCCAGCAGAGAAGAUGCCCAGAUAGAAGUAUCCGCCUGACAGCAUCAAGGUGCUUCAGACUUUCCAGGUUUACCUGUAAAGAUUUUUUUUAUCGCCAACCAAUAAACCCUGCAAAUCUGACUGACUCGGUGCUGUAAAAGAUCCUGAUGGACGUAUCAGCUGAGCCUCUACACUGAUGAAUGUUUGUGCCAUCGCUGGGAUCAAGUAUUAAUCAGACGUUUUAAGCGCUAACCCUCACACUGACUGGACUGUCUUUUGAGUUUGGAUUAUUGUAAACUUCAGCCACAAACUGACACCUGGAUGAUGACUAACUAAACAUAUCACCAGAUGUCCAUAUGAGUGAAGUUUUAUCACAAAGGCCUUAUGUCUUAGAUUAAAUUGACCUUAUUCAUAUAUGCCAUAUCAACAGUAAAAUAUAUCAUGCCUACAUUCCUGCCUAAAUAAUUCCUGUGACAAAGGCUGAUUACAGUAUUUAGUACUCUUGUCAUGCCGGGAAUCUGGGGACUCACCAGAAACAAUCUGGCAACACAGAUUUUCGGAGCUGUAUCUGAUGGUGUAGCCUCCCUGUCCUUUUCAUUGACCCCAUGACCCCUGCAGAAGUCAGACAGUUCGGUAUCAGCUCACCACAUGUCCUCCUCAGAGAUCUACCAGUAGCUGAUAUUACCCAGGUAACCGUUGGGAUGAGCGCAUGCCCGUAGCCGCGCCACGCCAGCGUUGCCGUGGCUGGCCGUCGCAGGACGGUCGUCUUCCUCUGCCAUGACCCGGCUGAUGUUGGGCCGAACUCUGGAGCGCAUCUGUAAAGGCGUCCUGCUGCUCUGCCUGCUCCACUUCCUCAUCAUGAUGAUCCUGUACUUCGACGUCUACUCGCAGCGCUUCGACCUCUUCAGUCGCUUCAACAAUGGACGCAAUGGAUCCAGGAAUAACGUUAGUGGAGCGGGGAGCGGACAUCAUUAUUACUAUUACAACCUCUCCAGGCCCAACACAACGUUAGCCAGCUACCUGGCCACAGGUGAACAGCUGGUGCCCAGUAUGCAGCCUGAGAGCAACCAGACCCCUUCUCCCAAACCGCUGCCGCCGUGUCCUGAGAGCCCGCCUGGCCUUGUGGGGCGUUUGUUGAUCGAGUUCAGUUCCCAGAUGACGAUGGAACGAGUGCAGAAAGAGAACCCCAACGUGACGGAGGGAGGCCGAUACAUGCCUCCUGACUGUCGGCCCAGAUGGAAGGUGGCCGUCAUCAUCCCGUUCCGUCACCGGGAAAAUCACCUGAAGUACUGGCUGCACUACCUCCACCCGAUCCUCAGACGGCAGAAGAUUGACUACGGCAUCUACAUCAUCAACCAGUUGGGUGAGGACACUUUCAACCGUGCCAAGUUGUUGAACGUUGGCUACACAGAGGCUCUGAAGGAUGCAGAGUACGACUGCUUCAUCUUUAGCGACGUGGACCUGAUCCCUAUGGAUGAUCGCAACCUCUACCAUUGCUACGACCAGCCAAGGCACUUCGCCAUUGCCAUGGACAAGUUUGGCUUCAGGUUGCCCUACGCAGGCUACUUUGGAGGAGUUUCAGGCCUCAGUAAAAAACAGUUUCUGAAGAUCAACGGCUUCCCAAACGAGUACUGGGGCUGGGGAGGGGAGGACGACGACAUUUACAACAGGAUCACUCUGAACGGGAUGAAGGUGUCCAGGCCAGACGUUCGCAUCGGCCGCUACAGAAUGAUUAAGCACGAGAGAGACAAACACAACGAGCCCAACCCACAGAGGUUCAAUAAAAUACAGAACACCAAGAACACGAUGAAGAAGGACGGCAUCAGCUCUCUGACCUACAGACUGGUUCAGGUUAAGAGGUAUCCUCUGUACACAAACAUCUCUGUGGAGAUCGGCAAGCCACCGCCUCGGCCCAUUAAGGGUUAGAGGGAAAGAGGAAGAUGAGGGCCGUGAAGCACAUUGGUGAGAGAGGGGGGGGAAGUGAAGAAGAAAACUGGAAGAUAGGAAGAAAGUGUGUCCCAAACAUCUGUAUGGAUGCUGGAUCGAAGACUAGAGAGCAAAACUAGUCUCAAGCACAUCGUAGUGUCUCUUUCUCCCUUAUUUCCCCUCUCCUAUGUUUUUCUUUUUGCUGUUGUUUUGAGACCUCUGCGUGAUAUUUCUCUCUUUUAGGACUCAGGCUCUUUCCAACUUCUUCAAGCUGCCAAUUGCAGGUAUCACACCUACGUUUACUGAACCAAUCAGUGACUUCAGAGUGAAUAACUUCUGGACCCAAGCUGGAAUAUCAGUGUCUGACCAAAGGUUGGCAUCAAACCUGGAGUCUUUCCAUUAACAAUCCUUUGUAAACUGGAGGGCAUCCAACGGCAUAUCGACUCCGACAGGAAGGGUUGUUGGCUGAUUCAGAUAUGAGACAAUAAUAUUGUGACACGUGACAAGUUUUCACAGUCUGCUUUGGAAAUGUUGUGUCCAGAAAUGGGCCAUUUACAUGGAUGCAAUCUAAGAGAAAUAUGGAAUGAAGAUGAGGCAGCUGCUUGUUGGGAAAUUAUCAGGAGAAUAACAAACCUGGUGGAUAACAAACCCUACAAAGGCCAUCAAAGAAUUACCUUUGUGACUAUUCGUGCUGACAGUCAGUGGAGUGAGGACUUCCACUGGAAGCAAACUGUAUCAUUAACAUAAUAAGGACAUGCAGUGAUGAACCAUGAGAUUGUUUCAGAUGGUUUGCAUAUCAGAGACAUCAGCGUAUCUUCACAUUUGAUGCUAAGAGACGAUUUAAUAGUGACAUUUUCGUCAGGGAGUCACCUGUUUGGAUCUAAUUACUCAAUCAAACCCUCUCCUUUCAAUUAAUGAAUGUGUAUUGUGCCUGCAUUUACAGCAGAAGACUCAGAACAGUGCUGGUGAACAUGUUCAUCAGAAGCAACAACCACCUGAGAACUCUCUUUUUGUUCUCUUUUUUUAUACAUAUGAACUAAAGCUUUGGAAAAAGGAAUUGACUUGCUGGAAGUUUUGCAACAAAAGUGGAUAUAUUGAAGAUAUGAAACAUUUUUUUCCUGUAUGCAGUGUGGUGGAACUACCUUGGGAAAGCAUUUGAAAUCAAAUUGAGGAAAUGAAGGCAGCAGCCUGAUUUAUGCUGGCAGCUCAGUUAUGAUUUUAACCCCUUGUGGCACAUAAAGAGAUUAUGUUUUUUCGGAAAUUUAGCCUUUUUCCACUUUGUCUCAACAAGGAUGGUUGUAGGUACUUUAAUAUACCUAGAAAAAUUGGACAUUUGCCACAUUUUCUGAACAGAUUUGGGGCAUAAACAUCAGAAGUGAGCUGUUAGGAUGUUUCACAGGAAUAAAGCAUUGUGGAUACAACUUGUAACUUUCACACAGACAAGACAAGGUGAAACAUAAUCAACUCACAAGGUCUUUUUUUCAGCCUAUGAUGUAACCUGGAAGUUUUAUAAAGUGUUGCAGUUCAUUAAAACUCUAUUGAUAAUAUUAAUAUACCAUUUUCUCUGUCUACUAUCUUUUUCUUUCCAUCUGUAAGAAAAAGAUGAUCAUAUCCAGAAGGAGGAAAUUAGAAGGUGAUGGUCCUCUGCUGGUGGAAAUUGUGAAUUUUGAAGCGGUAAUGAGAAGUUAGCGUUUGAGCAGUUUGAGUGACGUCUCAGUUGCUGUUUCAGAUUUUAUCUUUAUCAGCUGCCAUGCCUGCAUUGUAAUCUAUUUUAUCACGUUUAGAUUUCAUAAGUGAUGGACUAAAUGAACCAGUUACACUUUUUUAUUGCAAAGACUCGAGUAAUUCUGAAAAACUUUUUUUCUCUCUUUAAGUUUCCCUCUGUGAAAAAGGAACAGUCAAACUGUUGUUUCAUGAUUUUGUCCAUCAACAUGUUGAAGCCUUUGACUGUUUUGUGCUUUGAUACAUCGCUCUUCUUCCUCUGUCUUAUUCUUCCUCGUCUCUACUGUUGAUGCUGUUACUGUUGACGCCUAAAACGCCAAACUGAUGCCUUCAGAAGUUAUCUGUUUGCGGCUGAGAAGCACUUAGAGGUUAUCUGUAAUUCAAAGGUCAUUCUCUUGGGGGAAAUUUAUGUGAUGAAAAAGUGUGCUUGAAGAUGGGAAAGACUGAAAUGAACAUGUAUUUGUUUGUAGUGCAAAAAGAGGGGAAAAAUAUUAUCCAUCCAUCCAUUAUCUUAAUCCUCAUUAGGGUUGUGGGGGGCUGGAGUCUAUCCCAGCUGACUUAGGAUGGAGGCAGGGGACAUCUGGACAGGUCACCAGUCUGUCACAGAGCUACAUAUAGAGACAAACAAUCACACUCACAUUCACACCUAUGAACAAUUUAGAAUUACCAAUUAACCUCAGCAUAUUUUUGGACUGUGGGAGGAAGCUGGAGUACCCGGAGAAAACCCACCGAUGUCCAGGGAGAACAUGCAAACUCCAUGCAGAAAGAUCCCGGGAAGGCUGGGAUACAAACCAGGGAUCUUCUCGCUGCAGGGCGAAAGUGCUAACCACCAAGCCCAAGUGUAUCUAAUUAAUUAAUAAUUAUAUAUGACCACUUCUUUAAAUUUUUAGGAUCUGAGCCAACAUGAGUUGUCAAGGACAUACAUUCUUUCCCAAUUAUUCCAUAUUCACCAGUUAAAGGUAAAAUCAAUGAUUCCAAUUAUUUGAAAUUUUUAUCAAAUUCAGUGACUAUCUCCCAUCAAUCUUGUAGCUGUUUUGUCUAGUGUUCGUACACAGUCCUCGCUCUGUAAAUGGGAAUCAAGCGAUUCACACAAAAUUAUUCCAGUGUGUCCUGCACAUCUUUGAGCUUGUGCAAAUUAAUGCUUUUGCAGAGAAAAGAGGGAAAGGGAGGUGAAGGGGAGACGGAAGGAAAUGCCUGAAAAGCAUUAUCAAGAUUAAAAAAUAUAUUUUAAACAGACACCGGUUUGCAUAAAAUCCUGCAACUGUUUGCUCUGCCUGAUCAAUUUUGGUCUUUUUUUCAAGGUAAAAAUUGUGUAUUGUUGUCCUCUUCUUUGGUCAGCCUUAAGGCAAAAAUGUUCUCAUCUGUUUGGCUCUCUGUUAUCUUCGCCUCAAAGCUGUUGGAAGGUAUGAUCACUGCACCCUUCUGCACACACACAUGCAUUCACGCUGUCCUCCCUGUUUUUGCAUUAUCUCCCUUUUCACUGCCUUUUCUUUCUUACUCUGCCAGUCUGGGCUGCUUGUGUCAAUGGCACGCUGUUGUGCUUUGUGGUGGACCCUCUUCAGGCACAGCUGUGCCUCACAAGAGUGCUCCGUCUUUCAAUAGAUAUCGACAGAGCCACUCUUUGUGUCUGAAUCUUUUCCCCUUACUGUAUCUUUAUUUUUCUAUCCAUCUCUUCACAGUACACGUCCCCAUUUGUGAAUCCUCCCCCUUUUCUCAUCCUCUCUCCACUUCAUCACACUCUUAAUUUCCUUGUCACUCUCCUUCCUUUCUGUAUUUUGAUCUUUUUUUUGGCAGUCCUCCACCCCUGGUGAGUUUCUGUGUCUUCAGUAGGCAGACCACACACAAAGAGGUCAAUGCAGCCCAUUCUCUAAAGUGUUUACAGCUUACCCUGUGCAAUAUGACGGCUUCAUUCCCACCUUCCACAUAUCCUGCCUUUAUAUCAGUGCUUGGGGAUGUGAGGUGUUUUGUUUUUUCGUUUUUGCAGUUUGUAAUGCAGUCAUCGUUUCUGCUUUUCUUCAUUCUAAUACACCUGUUGGUUUCAAAUCCGAAUAAUCAGCACACAGUGAAUAGCAUUACUGCAGUCACAUUGAUUUUUACAGUUCUUACAACAUUAAAGGGGCACUCCAGCAAUUUAACUUUUUACUUUCGUGACACUGGGCCAUUUUUCAGAGACAGAUUUCAACAUCCAGUCACUGGGCUUUAAUUUUUUUUUAGGUGCACCAGAGGCUACAGAUUGUCCCAAUGAGGAAACUAAUUUCACCCUUUGCAGCUGCAAUGAUUUCACUGCUGUGUCAAUUGUGAGUGAAUUCACCCACAAUCACAUCAUUUUGAAGUGGCUGCCUCUGAUUGGCAGCUCUGACCGGCCACCUCUCAGUGGCAGUGGGGGCUCAUGGGUACUGCAGUAUUUAGAGCCUUCAGCCAUGCCAAGCUGAUGGACACAGGCAGCACUAUUUGUGACGGGUAAACUCAGCUCUAAAAUUGGUGGAGUGUCUCUUUGAAAAGAAGAUCAGUUCUAGGUUCAUCAAGGAUAUUCUGACAAAUUACUGGGAACCUUUUAUGAGAUUAGUCAUUGGAGAAAGUGAAGGAUAUACAGCAGGAUGGAUCCAGCGUGUAUAAACAGUAACAUGGGUUGAAGAUGUAAAGAUCAGGUACAGAAACUUUAGCAAAAAUAGUAUUUGAAAUGUUUGCUUUACAUGAGAAUAAAGCAACCACGUGGAGUGCUUCAUGUUUCUUAUUGGACUUUUGACCUUUGAAGCUGUCCCAGCUCCCCUCUGCUGGUUCAAGUGUUUGUUUCAAAUACGCGUUUUGCUCGUCUGCGCCUGAUGGCAGACAGGACUUUAAUGGCCUGUGGGUGUUUUUAAAAAUUUACUGUACUCUAGCUAAGUUUUUUUUUGUUUUUGUUUUUUUGUACAUUGAAUGUUGAAAAUGUUAUAUCUUAUAUAGAAUGCAUUAUGUCAUAUCAAACCUACUUUUUCUAUACAAUCAAUAAAUCCGAUGUUAAAGAUUG
Messenger RNA from Amphiprion ocellaris (clown anemonefish), 7054 nucleotides. It is a transcript of the gene b4galt2, whose product is annotated as UDP-Gal:betaGlcNAc beta 1,4- galactosyltransferase, polypeptide 2. Bases 1177 to 2325 code for a protein of 382 amino acids. The record is from RefSeq and is a predicted model, not a curated record. Gene Ontology annotation, molecular function: glycosyltransferase activity. Gene Ontology annotation, biological process: carbohydrate metabolic process. Lineage: Eukaryota; Metazoa; Chordata; Actinopteri; Pomacentridae. The transcript has 8 exons.